Messenger RNA from Daphnia magna, 934 nucleotides. Its product is annotated as FK506-binding protein 2. The record is from RefSeq and is a predicted model, not a curated record. Gene Ontology annotation, molecular function: calcium ion binding; peptidyl-prolyl cis-trans isomerase activity. The coding region runs from base 142 to 774 and encodes 210 amino acids. Lineage: Eukaryota; Metazoa; Arthropoda; Branchiopoda; Diplostraca; Daphniidae. The transcript has 6 exons.
AUGUGACGUGGCUGUAUUGAACUGGUUGAAGUUUGGAUAAGAAAUUCCCCGUUUUCCCUUUUCAUCGUUUACUGCGUGUACAGUCUUAAGUAGUCGUGCGUUUCCAGCACAGUCCAUUUCUUAGUUGCCUUCACGUUGAAAAUGAAGUUUUUACUUAUUUCUUGCUUGUUCGUUGCCUCUAUCUUUGCCGAGGAACUGAAAGUUGAUGUCGUUUCAUUGCCUGACACAUGCGAAUCCAAAUCGAAAAAUGGAGACAUUCUAUCAAUGCAUUACACCGGUACCUUGUUGGACGGCACCAAAUUUGACUCGAGUUUGGACCGCAACCAACCCUUCCAAUUCCAGAUAGGUGCUAGCCAAGUUAUUAAAGGAUGGGACCAGGGCUUGCUUGACAUGUGCAUUGGUGAAAAACGUAAACUUACAAUCCCACCUGAGUUGGGAUAUGGAGACAAGGGAGCUGGAAACAUCAUCCCUGGUGGUGCCACCCUGCUUUUUGAUGUUGAGUUGAUGGGCAUUAACCAAGCUCCUCCUCCUCAGAAUGUGUUCAAGCAAAUUGACAUUGAUUCAGACAACCAAUUGUCCAAAGAAGAGGUGGCAGAUUACAUUAAAAAGCACAUUCCACCACCUGAGCAAGCUGAAGAGACUGCUACCGAAGAGGGUACACCCCCACAGGAUCCACUUAAGAUCACUGAAGAAAUCUUCCAACACGAAGAUCACGACCGAGAUGGCUACAUUUCGUUCGAGGAGUUUUCAGGACCCAAACACGACGAGCUCUAAGUCCUCCAAGUCCGCACACAUUUGAUCCAGCUUAAAAAUCUCAGGUUCGCGGAUAUUUUGACAGACAAAUUGACAAACUCAAGCUCGAAGGUGCCUUUAUUACUGACAAGAUUGACGAAGAUCACGCUCGCCUCGUGGAGCAAAUAUUCGAAACCGAAGA